AUGAGCAGCACAGACGAAUCAAGCUCGUCCUCCGAGGAGGAAGUUAAGAAGACCAAGAAGGAGGCCAAGGUAAAGAAGUCCAAGAAGGAUACCAAGAGCAAGAAACCAAAGAAGGAAAAGAAGAACAAGAAGAAGAAGAAGGAUGCCAACGCUCCACGUCGUUACCUCUCACCAUUCAUUUUCUUCUCCAAGGAGUACCGUCCAACCAUCAAGGCCGAGAAUCCAAAGGCCACUUUCGGUGAAAUCGGUGCCUUGUUGGGUAAGAGAUGGGAGACCAUCUCUGCUGAUGACAAGAAGAGAUACGAAAAGUUAGCCCAAGAAGACAAGAAGCGUUGGGAGAUGGAAAAGAAGGUCUACGACGAGAACAAGAAGAAUGAAUCCGAGUCAGAGUCAUCCGAUUCCGAUUAA
Molecule: messenger RNA, 408 nt
Organism: Heterostelium album PN500
Lineage: Eukaryota; Evosea; Eumycetozoa; Acytosteliales; Acytosteliaceae
Product: HMG1/2 box-containing protein
Exons: 1
Coding region: 1-408 (135 amino acids)
Source: RefSeq, a predicted model, not a curated record